AUGUCUCUCAAGCGCAAGGCUUCUUUCUCGGCGAUGCCCUCCGCUGCUUCAGCUCUCGCGCCUAGCCAAUGGAGCAUAGCCGAUGGCUCUCAACACCUGAACAGCCGGACGCGAAAGCGUUUCCGAGAUGGACGUCCCAGUGACGAGGUUGUGUAUGAGAAAACCCUCCGCUGGAUAUUCUCCGCCCAGCAACAGCGGCAGCAACAGCGGCAACAACAACCAGAACAGCACCAAAUGGGCACGUCGACUGGCGCGACCGAUGAGGCUAUGGACUCCGAGCCAACCCUUCCCACCCCCGAGACCGUGGAUCCGCGACAGCAAACACUUCUGCGAUUCUUCCAGUCGCGCCCUCAAGGUUUAUCGCCUUUCAGGCCAUCUCGCCAGGCACUUGCGCCUCGGGCCAAUGAGACUGCUAUUGACCAAGAAAAUUUGCUUCGACGUCAUGUGUUCGUGAACCCAGCUGGUAGCUCGAGUGGAAGCGAGACAAUGAGCCCUGGUUUCAACCAAAUGCAUUUGGAUAUGGAUGUGGACAUGGACACUGAUCAGAGCAGUGAACUGUCAAACUCGGCCUCGAAUGUGGAUGUGAUGGGAUGGAUGUAA
Penicillium maclennaniae is the source of this 600-nucleotide messenger RNA. RefSeq lists its product as uncharacterized. NCBI's taxonomy places the organism in Eukaryota, Fungi, Ascomycota, Eurotiomycetes, Eurotiales, Aspergillaceae. The coding region runs from base 1 to 600 and encodes 199 amino acids. The record is from RefSeq and is a predicted model, not a curated record. The transcript is spliced from 2 exons.